GAAAUUAUUAAUUUUAUUACAUAAAUAUUGCCUCAAUUUGUUUCACAUAUUAACCAGCACCAUAUAUAUGCCAAUAGAUAAUUAUUUACGAUGAGUACGAAAAUUAUCAAGGCAAGCGCCGGUGAACCCGAUGUUUUCGAGACUUCGAUCUCGCAGGCGCUGGUCGAGUUGGAAACCAACUCUGACCUGAAGGCGCAGCUGAGGGAGCUGUACAUUACAAAAGCUAAAGAAAUUGAACUGCACAAUAAGAAGUCAAUCAUCAUUUAUGUGCCCAUGCCCAAGUUGAAGGCGUUCCAGAAGAUUCAGAUCAGACUGGUCAGGGAAUUGGAGAAGAAGUUCAGUGGUAAACACGUUGUUUUCAUUGGUGACCGGAAAAUUCUCCCCAAGCCCAGCCACAAGACGCGCGUCGCUAACAAACAAAAGAGGCCGCGCUCCAGGACACUGACCUCAGUGUAUGAUGCUAUCCUCGAAGACUUAGUGUUCCCCGCUGAAAUUGUUGGCAAGCGCAUCAGGGUCAAGCUGGACGGCUCACAACUCAUCAAAGUGCAUUUGGACAAAAACCAACAAACCACCAUUGAACACAAGGUGGACACUUUCCAGUCUGUAUACAAGAAGCUAACAGGACGCGAAGUCACCUUCGAGUUCCCCGAACCCUACUUGUAAAUUAGACUAUGACUUUACAAUAAAAUAAACCCAUAAAAAUCUAUAAUUCUA
Messenger RNA from Achroia grisella, 714 nucleotides. It is a transcript of the gene RpS7, whose product is annotated as small ribosomal subunit protein eS7. Gene Ontology annotation, biological process: ribosomal small subunit biogenesis; translation; rRNA processing. NCBI's taxonomy places the organism in Eukaryota, Metazoa, Arthropoda, Insecta, Lepidoptera, Pyralidae. Gene Ontology annotation, cellular component: ribosome; small-subunit processome; 90S preribosome. The record is from RefSeq and is a predicted model, not a curated record. Bases 91 to 663 code for a protein of 190 amino acids. The transcript has 5 exons. Gene Ontology annotation, molecular function: structural constituent of ribosome.